AUGCGCCGUGUGACUGCCUUCGGGGCUCUAAACCGAGCUUCUAAGCACAACGGGACGCGUAUGUCCGGUAGCGCGUUCGGUGAGCGCCCUAUACCAUAGGGUAUCUAUUUUUGCCUGUUAACUUCAAAAAUCUCCAAUACCCUGGCCGAUUUCCCAUUCAAGUUGCACGUACUUAAAGGUGGAGGCUUUCAUUCUGUGGAGAUUGCAGUAAAUAGACGGCAGACGUGAUUUUUACCUUUUUUACACAGUGAAGCAGGACCUCUUUCAGGCGGUCGGAUACACUUCCUCCUCCUCCUCCUAUCCUCACAAAGAAUGACGAAACACAGUCACCCGAUCGUAAAAGCUACUUCUAACUCGGGCAAAUUCGUCUAAAUAAUGCCUUGCAGACGAACUCUCCCCUUUUCAGGUUCUCGCACAACUACUUGGGGAGUUGCCUGAAAGGGAAUGCUGGCUUGGAACUAAGCCAUAAUAUAUACAACACUAUUUUUUCAAACGUGAAUACAGUCGAAGAAAUUGUACCUAUGGUGUUGAUUUUGUCUUUUGGCUUUACCAGCCUCGGCUCGCUCUCUGCAGCCGAUCAAAACCUGUUGGUGUUAAAUCAGUCAGUGUUGAGUGAUUUUCCUUAUCUGAGAAGUGCUAUUAUCAUCGUAAAUAGAGUUCAACUGGUUGGGAGAUCAUGCAAACACGCUCGCCGAGCUGCGCCUACGGCGUCGUAGGAGCUCGAUUACCAGAAGAGGCGUAAACGCGCUAGUCCUCGAGAGACUUCGAGAAGCAUUGAACAACCUUCAACCAUCCAGUGACGUGCGAGUACAACUACUUCCUCUCAUUGGCAAGCCGGGUAAGAACCCCGCGUUAUUUUUGAAGGAAUCAGUUAAUGAUGUCCACUGGAUGCUUUAAAUGUUCAAGGAUAUCAAAUUUUCAACAUAAGCACUGGUUUUGGUGUAUAAAGGAUUUAUUUGUUCUGCAAGUCAGACAUGCUUUUUACGAAGUAUCAGUCAUUAUUCCGUUACAACACCUAAGAACAGACCCAAACCGAGGACGUUUUAAAUCGAAAUUUUCAAAAUCCAUUAAAUGCGUGUUAUUUUCCGCUUUUUUAAAGGCAUUUUUAGAUGUGCCAACUGCUACCGCACUUUCAGUCAGAAGGUGGCUUUGCAACAUAUUGAGUUCUGUGGAAGAAAGGCCUCGGAGAAUGGGGGAAUUAGCCCGAAUCCCCUCGGCAGACCUGUCGAAGUGUUAUCUUUUGGGCCGUUCUUUAAAGCUAAGGAGGUGAGCGUUUUCUGGUUACUGCAAUCGCCCGUUUGCUAACAACAUCAGCAAUAUCUACGACUACUGAUGCAUUCCUUUUUUGUUCUAACCGAUAUAUGCAGAAUAGGGUUAGUAGGGGUAUGCGAGUUUAAUGUUCCAGCGAUACAUUCAUUGGACUCCGGGAAUUGUUUUACAUUUAAUGAGGCUUCGAUAGACAUAGAGUCAUUUCCUGUGAAAUAGGGUAACCCAUGGUUCUCUGGUCUAGUCGAAAACUAAAAAUGUGGAGUAAAUACUGUGCUAGACUGAAUUCCUAAACCAUGAGUUACAGCAGUAAUGAUCUCCGUCUGUGAUUCGCCUCCUUCAUCCAGUUUGCGUAGAUCUCGGUCCUUUUUCCAUCAAAUUAAACUUUUCUUAACUUGUGUACUUGCUAUUCUUGUCUUCAACCUCUCAGUAUGCCAGAGCCGUGUCAUUCGCAGGAGCCAAGAAAGCACCUACCUCAAGGAGGUACAGUCACUACGAUGGUUAUCCGCAGCACUUUACGUAA
Messenger RNA from Spirometra erinaceieuropaei, 1789 nucleotides. The record is from the annotation of a GenBank genome assembly. NCBI's taxonomy places the organism in Eukaryota, Metazoa, Platyhelminthes, Cestoda, Diphyllobothriidea, Diphyllobothriidae.